UAAAAAGGGCAGAUAACUGUAAAUGACACAGCAAUUAGAAGGAUGGAGGUUGAUAAUUCAACAGCUGUGGAUGAGUCGACCACGACAAGUCCCCGGCUGUUGCUGAAAAGAUUCUAUGAUUUGCAAGCAGAACGGGUUCAGACAUAUCUGUUAUUUGAUGAGGGUUUCCAGGCAUAUCUGAAGGGAGCUCCCAACUACAACUUCAGCAUGUACAGACAGCUGGUACACGAGAUCACAGAGACCUUCCAGAAGAUCUCCCAGGAUGUGAUCAAGGUGAAAGACUCUUUGGCCAAUGUUUGUAACUUGAACCAGAUUGCCAACAUACUGGACCAGGUGCAGGAUGAGGAGAGGAACAAGCUAGAACUGACAGCUCGUCUCCAGAUCGCCCAGCAGAAUGCCGUUGACCAUCCAGCAGAUGAAUGCUACAAGGCCGAAAUAGUGGAGCUGAAGCAAAAAGUGGGUGAAAGGAUACAGAAUAUCAAUGAGUUCUUAGAGGAACUGAAGUACGAGUCCGAGAAUCUCUACACAGACGAGGAGGAGGAAAGGUAGCAUGAAGAAUCCAAGUAGUGAAGGAAAUAACGGAUGAAUUAGUGAAAGACUUGGCUGCGGUUGGUGCUGCUGCUGCUGCUGCAGGUGUUGCUACUGUGUCACUGUUGCAGGAAAUACCCCUGGACCUUUUGUUGUUCAUGUUAUUAAGUCAGGAUCAACAGACUAAAACACUCCAUUCAAGGGCAAGGAUCUGAGUGGGAGAAAUCCUGUUAUUUCCUGAUGUGAGGGCUCUUAUGUCACUGACUUGUACAUUGUAGUGUGGCUAUAUCAAGGCCAUGUUGGUUAACACAGUUUUCUGUGUAUGAAACAUCAGAUUGAAACCACUCUUGCAUAAAUAAUGUAAUCCAGCAAAGUUGAUCGAAGUUAUCAUCAUUUUCACAUAGGAUCAUCGUUUUAAGCUAAACAUUAUAUUAGCAUAUUAAGCCAAGGUGAUAUUGAAACAACAAAUACAGAUACUAUAGCUUUCAUAGAAA
Haliotis rubra (blacklip abalone) is the source of this 1022-nucleotide messenger RNA. Its product is annotated as required for excision 1-B domain-containing protein-like. The transcript is spliced from 5 exons. The record is from RefSeq and is a predicted model, not a curated record. Bases 43 to 549 code for a protein of 168 amino acids. NCBI's taxonomy places the organism in Eukaryota, Metazoa, Mollusca, Gastropoda, Lepetellida, Haliotidae.